GUUCUAGUAUAGCCUUUAGUGUGUACGCCUGCAAUGUCAAUUUUAACUAGUAGAUCAAUGAUACUCGAACGUAUCUCUAAUCAUGUUUACAUGACAAAGCAGCGAUUUUUGCUGCAUGAGUAAGCUAAAUCAAUGAACUAUGCUCUGGAAAUAGAGCAAAUUUUACGGCUAGACAAACUAUUGUCGACUUAUCUGCGACUAACAACCAAACUGAUUUCUGCGCACAUUGAAAACGAAACAGUUCUGAAAGUGUUUUAUUCUAAAGGUCAAGUCUGAGUUGGCGGUGUCGGCAUAAAUGCAUGAUAAAGUGACUAAUGUGUGUACAUAUGUGUGUAUGUGUUUGUGAAAUUAUGUGCUCAUAUAAAAGAAUGCCUAUGGCAACAUGUUUAUAACAAUGAACACUUUGUACCCUAUCUCUAAAUAUUUUACACUCGAAGAAAACAAAGACAAAAAGAGAACAUUACAAAAAAUAUCUUUACACUCCGAGUGCAUAUAGAUUGCUCUAUAUGGUUGCAGUGCAUUCAUGCAUUGAUUAUAGAAAACAGCGAUUUCGGAUAGGCGCAACAGCGGGCACCAGUGAUAAGGAUAAGCAUAUAUUGUGAUUGCUUGCCAGCCCGUCAACAUUUAGUUGCUUAGGAGACGUCUCGAGAAGCACACGCUGGACUUGCACUUGGCAGUAAAAAAUAUUAAACGAAUAUUUUUGAAAUGAAAAUUGAAUGGGCUCCAAUUAAAGUGCCGCUAAAGCGGCGACUACAAACUUUAGUUACUGGACUGUUUACAUUGUUUUUCUUUACGCUGCCAUUGACAUCUAGUCUAUUAAUACUUUUGCUAUUGUUCUAUGGCGGCUUAAUAAUACGCACUCUGGUGGUGAUGUAUACAGUUUGUAUUUAUGUACAACAUAAAAGAAACUAUUCAUACAUGAAAGGCAAUGGCUUUAUGUUAAAUCGCACAAAUUGCGUAUAUCGCAUGUAUCGCAAUUACUUUCCCGUUGAUUUGGUCAAGACAGCCGAUCUACCAGCGAAUAAAAACUAUAUUCUGGCCAGUUUUCCCCAUGGCAUACUCGGCACGGGAAUUUGCAUAAACAUGGGCCUGGAAAUCAGCAAAUGGCUGGAGCUUUUUCCGGGGGUGCGUCCCAAGGUGGCCACGCUGGAUCAACACUUUGUGAUACCAUUUCUAAGAGAUCUGUUGCGUUGGUGGGGCUUGAUCUCAGUUUCCAAGGAAUCUUUGACGUAUUAUCUUACAAAAUCCAAUGAUGCUAAGCAUACUGACAAUAGCGAUGGCUUCACUUCCAAUGCGGUGGCUAUUUUAGUUGGUGGCGCUCAAGAGGCAUUGGAUUCACAUCCCGGCCAAUAUGUGGUGACGCUAAAGAAUCGCAAAGGAUUUGUUAAACUAGCCAUGCGCACGGGCUCAGCUAUUGUGCCUUGCAUUUCCUUUGGCGAAGUUGAUAUCUUUGAUCAAGUGGCCAAUCCGCCAGACUCGCUGCUGCGCCGUUGGCAAACUGCUAUUAAGAAUUCCACAGGCAUUGCGCCGCUUUUACCUGUGGGGCGUGGUUUCUUUAAUUACACAUUUGGCUUUUUGCCCUACCGUCGACCGAUUGUGCAAGUUGUUGGCGCACCCAUUGAUGUGGUGCAGAAUGCGCAGCCGUCCGCGGAUUACGUGGAUAAGGUGCAUGGCCAGGUCAUGGAUGCACUGCAGCAAUUGUUUGAGGAACACAAAGCGAAAUAUGUACAAAAUGAAACCACUAAAUUGAUCAUACGGUAAACAAAACAACAUGCGGCGGUGCUACCAACUCGCGCUAAUGUGUAAAGCUUUUGGUAUUUUUAAAUCACAAACUGUGAUCGUACUAAAACUUUACUUUUGAAAAUGUAAAAGGUUAAAAUUCCUGUUAAGAAGUCGAUGAAUUUAGUUGAAUUAAUUUAAGUAAUUAAUAAGUUUGUUAGCACACCCAACAAAAAAUAAAACUGU
Molecule: messenger RNA, 1965 nt
Organism: Drosophila busckii
Lineage: Eukaryota; Metazoa; Arthropoda; Insecta; Diptera; Drosophilidae
Product: diacylglycerol O-acyltransferase 2
Exons: 6
Coding region: 706-1761 (351 amino acids)
Biological process (GO): triglyceride biosynthetic process
Cellular component (GO): endoplasmic reticulum membrane
Molecular function (GO): diacylglycerol O-acyltransferase activity
Source: RefSeq, a predicted model, not a curated record